Procambarus clarkii (red swamp crayfish) is the source of this 4901-nucleotide messenger RNA. The record is from RefSeq and is a predicted model, not a curated record. NCBI's taxonomy places the organism in Eukaryota, Metazoa, Arthropoda, Malacostraca, Decapoda, Cambaridae.
UAAGUUAGUUGGUGUGGAGAGGCCCAGCAGCAGACGACGCCACCAGCUGAGUCGCGAUGACAACAAACAUGGCGGGCGAGGUGGACCCGUCGUGCAACCCUGUGGACCUGAUGGGCCAGGAUGCGUGCAAUCCAAGUGGAAUGUAUGGUGUUGAGCGGGAAACUGAUGCCGAUGAAGCCACGGGAAGUAUUCAGAACUCGGAGCCUACCACCCGCAACACAAAUGAAUCCGAUUUCUCAACUUUUGACAUUGUUAAAGCAACUCAGUAUGGUGCAAUUGAAAGAUGCAAGGAGCUAAUUGAAGGUGGCUAUGAUAUUAACAAGAGAGAUAAUGAAAAUGUUACACUUCUGCACUGGGCAGCUAUCAACAACAGAAGAGAAAUUGUCAGAUACUAUAUAUCCAAAGGUGCGGUGGUGGAUGCGGUUGGUGGGGAGCUGAUGUCAACUCCAUUACAUUGGGCAACUAGCUACAGCUUGGAUCCCACACGGCUACUAUUAACAUUUGGUGCAAGUACGUCUAUGGCUGAUCGUCUUCAUGGGAACACGGCACUGCACUGGGCAGUUAUAGCAAAGAACCACAUGGCUGUCAGUGUAUUAGUCAACCAUGGGGCCAAUGUAGACAUUGCUAAUUCUCAGGGAGAGUCGGCUUACAGCCUAAUAAUGAAGAGAAAGACUCAGUGGCUGGAUAAAAAAGUUUUGGAAAAGCUUCAAGAGAUGCAAAAGUCGGCAAGAAAUAUAUGUUAUCGUAUAUCCAAUGACAAGAGUCUUCGAUACUGGACUAUGAUGGGAACUCCGUUUCUCGUUUUUUAUGUGAUUGGCCUCAUCUUGAAAUUAAAUCUUUAUUAUGUUCUGAAGCUGGGACUUUUCACCGCGUUAUAUAUUGUAGUCUAUGGAAUCUCCAGAAUUCUAUUUGACGAACGACUCAUGACCGUUAUGCCAAUGGCAGUUUAUCUAGCUACUAAGUUUUGGUGUUAUGUUACCUGGGUUUUGUACAUUCAUGUGUACUCUGGACUUAAAGCAACAGGCUUCUUCCUUGUUUCUUCACUGCUGCUCUGGUACAACUUCAUGAGAGCUUGGAGAGGAGACCCCGGAGUCAUCACCGCUGACCAGGCCCAGAAGUACCAGACUAUAAUUGAGUUGGCAGAAAGAGAUGGCUUUGAUCCUCAGUGGUUUUGUUCUACGUGUCUGGUGCGGCGUCCAAUACGCUCAAAACACUGUUCCGUGUGCAAUAGAUGCAUUGCUAAGUUUGACCACCAUUGUCCUUGGGUUGGAAACUGUAUAGGAGCCAACAACCUCAAGUACUUUAUUGGUUACCUCAUAAUGCUGUGUGCAAUGAGCUGCUUCGUCCUGCAAGGCUGCUUCUACUUCUGGAACGGCGCCUGCAACAUUUACUUUGCUAAGCAGGGAAUCUGGUCCAGUCUAGGUUCAAUAGGCACGUGCGAGCCAUGGGUGGCCUGGGUCGGUGCUAAUGCCACGUUGCAUGCCCUGUGGGUAGCCACACUCUUGGGGUGCCAGCUGUACCAGGUAUUAAUUCUUGGCAUGACUACCAAUGAAAGAAUGAACUGCUACCGAUACAAGCAUUUCCAGGUGGGGAAGAAAGGAGAAGUUCGGUCACCUUUCCAUCACGGCAUAUGGCAGAACCUUCAAGACCUACUCAACUGGCAGUGCUUCGGUGUGCUCAAGCCCGACAGAACAGACUGGCUGCACAUAUACACUCUGGCCGAGUGUGCGGAAGACAAGCAGCCUCUUCUCUCGCAGUCGGAUAUGUAUCAGUAUGUUUAAGCUUCAGAAUGAUCACUUUUUAGUUUAUGGUUAAGAUCUCGUGUGUGUAACUGCCAGUCUACUUUUAUAUCCAUCCAUUCAUUAAUUAUCAGUAACUGAAUCAUUCGAAGGUAAUAGCCUCAUUCAUUUCCUGUUAUGAGUGUGGUUAAUGAAUGGAGUUUCUCUUUCAAGUGCCUACUUAGGACUUGAAUUUUGUGAAUAAAAUAGAACAAAGAAUCCUGUAAGGAACUUUAUACCAAAAUUCACCGCAGUAUCGUGAACUUUUGAUCGGCUUAUUUAUUUAUUUUGCUAUUAUGGCUACAACAUAAAGUGUUUCUAUACAUCUUUAUGUACAUAAGACAGUUAUUCCAUAGUUAAAUGUAAUGAAUGUUACAUUCCUUUUAGACUAAUAGAAAGGUUCGCAGUAACUUGCAAGAUUUGUUUUUUUAAUACUACUGAACGUGGAAGUGUGUGUAUAGCAAGUUUAGGAGUACUACUGAACGUGGAAGAGUGUGUAUAGCAAGUUUAGGAGUACUACUGAACGUGGAAGAGUGUGUAUAGCAAGUUUAGGAGGAGGAGGAGGAGGAGGAAGUGGACUCUUUCAAAGUCAACAUUACCAAAGACGCGAGUCACAUAUUGAAUAAUUGUAUUUAUCCUAGUUGACUAGUCACUGAUAAUUUACGUAUAACACUGAUGCCUUUGCCAGUUUAUUUAGGAUAAUUGGGGGUUUGUGAAGCGUUGUGAGUGCACCAAAGAUGCUCCCCGGCAUAACGUAUGCAAUUGUGCAGCUCUUCUUGUUAGCUUAUUUGCUCAAUUUGCGUUUUUGUUAUUGUGUAUGUUCGUUUGUAUUAUACAUAAUAUUACUUGAUGUAUUCUGUUUAAAUAAUUUUGGCACAAAAUACUGGACUCAAAUAUUUGUAGCUAAAACAGUCAUUACUAAGAACUCAGAGCAUUUAUAAAUUAGUCUAAGUUUAUUAUUAUAUAUCAAAUAUUAUGGUUUCUACAAAAUUCUGAGAGCAUAGCACUUGAAUACUUGUUGGAACUGAAACUUUACAGCUUAUCGAGUCCCCCCCCCCCCCACGCACGUGUAGUUGAGGUGUAGCGGAUCUUUACGCUGAUAACUAUAAGAUAAAGUUAAGUGGUACUGCAGUACAUAUUUGUGUCAUGGGAUACAAAUUAUGCAUUGUAUGUUUAUAUCUUGAAAGUGAACUUUUGGAUUGGAAUGCACCAUUUUAAUGUGGUUAAUCAUUCCUUUAUAUAUAUUACUAUAUUCCCUUCACACAAGGGUCCAAUAUCAUUUGAGUGUGAAAUAAAAUAGCAAUCAAAGGUUUAAAACAAUAAAUACACUGUCAAAAUUUUUAAAGUUUAAAUGAAUUUUAGUGCUUAAUUUCCUUGCACUGGAGCCCUGCCUGGGGUGUCUUGUGCAAGACGAUCAUUGGUGCCUUGCACUGGAGCCCUGCCUGGGGUGUCUCGUGCAGGGCGCUCAUCGGUGCCUUGCACUGGAGCCCUGCCUGGGGUGUCUUGUGCAAGACGAUCAUUGGUGCCUUGCACUGGAGCCCUGCCUGGGGUCUCGUGCAGGGCGCUCAUCAGUACCUUGCACUUGAGCCCUGCCUGGGGUGUCUCGUGCAGGACGAUCAUCAGUGCCUUGCACUUGAGCCCUGCCUGGGGUGUCUCGUGCAGGACGAUCAUCAGUGCCUUGCACUUGAGCCCUGCCUGGGGUGUCUCGUGCAGGACGAUCAUCAGUGCCUUGCACUUGAGCCCUGCCUGGGGUGUCUCGUGCAGGACGAUCAUCAGUGCCUUGCACUGGAGCCCUGCCUGGGGGUGUCUCGUGAAGGACGAUCAUCGGUGCCUUGCACUUGAGCCCUGCCUGGGGUGUCUCGUGCAGGACGAUCAUCAGUGCCUUGCACGGGAGCCCUGCCUGGGGUGUCUCGUGCAGGACGAUCAUCAGUGCCUUGCACUUGAGCCCUGCCUGGGGUGUCUCGUGAAGGACGAUCAUCGGUGCCUUGCACUGGAGCCCUGCCUGGGGUGUCUUGUGCAGGACGAUCAUCGGUGCCUUGCACUGGAGCCCUGCCUGGGGUGUCUCGUGCAGGACGAUCAUCAGUGCCUUGCACUGGAGCCCUGCCUGGGGUGUCUCGUGCAGGACGAUCAUCAGUGCCUUGCACUGGAGCCCUGCCUGGGGUGUCUCGUGCAGGACGAUCAUCGGUGCCUUGCACUGGAGCCCUGCCUGAGGUGUCUCGUGCAGGACGAUCAUCAGUGCCUUGCACUGGAGCCCUGCCUGGGGUGUCUCGUGCAGGACGAUCAUCGGUGCCUUGCACUGGAGCCCUGCCUGGGGUGUCUUGUGCAGGACGAUCAUCGGUGCCUUGCACUGGAGCCCUGCCUGGGGUGUCUCGUGCAGGACGAUCAUCAGUUCCUUGCACUGGAGCCCUGCCUGGGGUGUCUUGUGCAGGACGAUCAUCGGUGCCUUGCACUGGAGCCCUGCCUGGGGUGUCUUGUGCAGGACGAUCAUCAGUGCCUUGCACUGGAGCCCUGCCUGGGGUGUCUCGUGCAGGACGAUCAUCAGUGCCUUGCACUGGAGCCCUGCCUGGGGGUGUCUCGUGCAGGACGAUCAUCAGUGCCUUGCACUGGAGCCCUGCCUGGGGUGUCUUGUGCAGGACGAUCAUCGGUGCCUUGCACUGGAGCCCUGCCUGGGGUGUCUCGUGCAGGACGAUCAUCAGUGCCUUGCACUGGAGCCCUGCCUGGGGUGUCUCGUGCAGGACGAUCAUCAGUGCCUUGCACACGAGCCCUGCCUGGGGGUGUCUCGUGCAAGACAUCAUCGGUGUGUAUGGAGCAGCUUGUCAUCAACUAGGUUUCGUGUAUUCCUUUAUAAAUAAUUUUAUUUUUGUGAUAAAAAAAUAGGAUUAUUAGUGAAUAUUUAAUAGAAUUAUGCUUUUAAUUUGAACAUGCACAAUCAAUAUACCUCGGAUGUAUUGACCAUUUUUAUUUGUCAUGACCCAAAUUUGAUGAUUGGCACUUUUAUAUCUGAAAAUCAGUUUGACUGCAUAUAGCUUGUCCAUAGUGUAAUAACAAGGCCACGUGUAUGAACAUUCUUUAUUAUCAUUUUUUAUACCUGCAUUUUAAGUAAAAAAAAAAAAAAAAGACCCA